Adineta steineri is the source of this 600-nucleotide messenger RNA. Lineage: Eukaryota; Metazoa; Rotifera; Eurotatoria; Adinetida; Adinetidae. The record is from the annotation of a GenBank genome assembly.
AUGGAAUUUCCUGGACCCAUGGAAUUAAUAAAUUAUUUUCAAAAAAAUGCCGAUGCACUUAUUACAACAUUAUCUAUUCCAUGUCAACGACCAUUUGAUCAUAAUUUUAUACAAUUUUGGUGUGUACCUUUACUUACAAGUGACUUGUAUAUGAGUAAAAUUUGUCAAGAAGCUUCAAGUACUGAUACUGAAAUACCAAUUAAAGAAAAAUUAACAUAUAAAAGAUAUAUUUAUGAACGACGAGUAUUAAAAGGUUUACAUGAAGGUGAACCAUGGUUUCAUUCUCGUAUUAGUCGACAAGAAGCAGAAAUUCGUUUGAAAAAUGCGGGUGGAAAAAGUGGCUUAUUUCUAGUACGUGAAAAACGAGGUGACAAACGAUCUCGUGAAUAUUAUUCAUUGAGUCUAUGUUAUCAACGAGAAUAUCAUCAUUAUAUAAUUCAACAAACAGCAAAUGGUCGUUUACAAUUUGCAUCAGCUAAUAAAUCUAUGCGUAUCAAUCAAUUCGGUAGUAUUGUUCAACUCAUUGAUUACUAUUAUCGACAUCAACAUGCAGGACUCUACUCGGUAAUCACUGACACUGACGCUUUCAGUGCUCCGUGA